Penicillium alfredii is the source of this 318-nucleotide messenger RNA. Its product is annotated as LSM domain-containing protein. The transcript has 2 exons. NCBI's taxonomy places the organism in Eukaryota, Fungi, Ascomycota, Eurotiomycetes, Eurotiales, Aspergillaceae. The record is from RefSeq and is a predicted model, not a curated record. Bases 1 to 318 code for a protein of 105 amino acids. Gene Ontology annotation, cellular component: NatC complex.
AUGGGGGAUGGCCAGAGCAAUCAAUUCCUGGAGGGGAUACUCGGACGUUCUCUUAGAGUGCACACCACCGAUAGCCGGAUGUUCAUUGGGAUCUUCAAGUGUACCGAUGCGGAACGCAAUAUCAUCCUCGCCAACUCGUUCGAAUACCGCUUCCCAACCCCGUCCGCGGUCGAGGCUGCCGCCGAGAAACAGCAAGCGCAAGAGACAGAAGCUGAAGCAGAAGCCAAGAGCGCCACAGUCAAGGUCAACAUGACAAGCCGACUUAUAGGGCUCAUAGUCAUUCCCGGCCGGCACAUUACGAAAAUCGAGCUGGAGUAG